This is a messenger RNA of Drosophila takahashii, 6884 nucleotides long. It is a transcript of the gene raskol, whose product is annotated as Ras GTPase-activating protein raskol. The record is from RefSeq and is a predicted model, not a curated record. NCBI's taxonomy places the organism in Eukaryota, Metazoa, Arthropoda, Insecta, Diptera, Drosophilidae. Gene Ontology annotation, biological process: regulation of GTPase activity.
GAUCGUGAGCCCGUGCUGCCCAUAAAGAUACCCGCCAACCAUCGUUUCUCGAUGGCUCCGUGUUUUUCACAUCUCUAGAUCAGAUCCAUUUUUGAAUUCGGGUGGAGUGGAUGCGGCGGCAAGCGGCUGUUCAAAUCGCUCCGUUUAUUAUUGUUUUUAACUUCGCUGGCGCGUCGGUUUUACUGUUUUAUUAUAUUUUUGCCACUGGCUAAAAAUAUUCCUGUUUGUUAAGCCACCUAUUAAAUAUUAAAAUUGUUAAAAAAUAUACCCAAAGCGAGUGUUAUUUUUGUUCAAGUGUUUUAUAUCCCCCCUCUUAUCCCAAAAGAGAAAAAAAACGCAUUCCUGUACACGAAGAAAAAAAAUAUGCGUGUGCGUGUGUAUUAGUGCAGGCUCUCUGCGCUGCAAAUGUGUGUGUGCGAGUGUGUGUAUGCUGCAAUUGAAAACCAAAAUUAAACAAACAAAAAAAAUAGAGUAGUACAACAAAGUAAUGAGAAACUUAACCACCGAGCGACAAUGUGAUGCGAAAAGGCGAUAAAAAAAACGGCAGCAAAAACAAAAGGCGUGAAGAAAGAGAAGAAACGCGGAAAUGCAGUUGAGCGCAUAAUUUAUAAGCCAAGCGACAAACGACGCACACACUCAAAGAAAGCCAAGUACAAAAAACUAAUAGAGAGAAGAAAUAAAUAAGAUUCAAGAAUUAAAAAAAAAGAAGCAUCAGCGGAAAAGAGAAAGAAGUGGAAGCAGCGUCAGUCGUCAACAAACACAAACACAAGCAAACAAAAAAUAUACCUGCGUGCGCUCUCUCUCUCUCUUUCCCUCCCUCUCACUCUCUCAUGCAAAUGUGUGUGUGUGCCAUGUUCUCGAAAAUACACUGAGCGAAACACACAGAAAAAUGUUGCAGGCCGCCAGCAGCACAACAACAACAACAGCAAGUACAAUAGACAACAACAACACAGCAAACACUGAGCACAGUGAGCAUCCGAUAGUAGCGACGCCGGAAGAAAAGACCCAAAGACGUCGCUCCACAUUCUAUGUACCUCUGGUAAUAGAAGACGAAGAAGAGGGGUCAAGUCAAGAUCAUCAUCUGGUUGUUCAGAAAUCCUCCAGCAACACCAGUCUCAGUAGCAAUAGCAAUUCUUUGACCAAUUCUUCCGAAAGCAAAUCUUCGAAAAGCUAUAGUCUUCGGAAAUCGAGUUCCGUGAAGAGCGGCGUGGCCAAGGUUAGUGCUCUCUUCGAACGGAAGACGACGAGCCCAUCGAAACCCCAAAUAAUGUCUCCCCCGCCGCCCUGCGGCUUCAACUGGAGCAUCAGUGGCAGCGAGACGGCGGCCCAGUAUUCCGAUUCCGAUGAGGACGAGGAGAACUCAUCGGAGGCCCGUCAUCGGGAGCAGCUGCUGAAGUCCCUGCCUACCGGUAAUAAUAAUACCCAAACCGCCUCCCCAUCGAAACUCAAGAGAUAUGGUAUAGUACUAAACGUGAUCAGUUUGAAUGGCAGCGAUAAUGAACAGGGUUCUUUGGGUAGUACUACAACAAUACCAUCCAAUACCAAUCUUUUACCAAAUACGGGUAUUACGGCACCCCGCACUCAUUUCAAUGAGGAGAACGAUAUUGUCUUGGCCACGCCCCCGCCGCCCAAGAAGAAUAGUCAGGAGUGCAACGAUUACGACGAUGAUUCAGAGAUCAGUCGCAUGCAAACGAACACCUCGACGCCCAUAAAGCUAAUGAAAUCGCGAUCGCGAACCAAUAUAUUGGCCGUACCGCUGCCCUCUGUGGAGCGGGGUUUGGCUACCUCAUCGAUGGGAAGUACUACCGGUACCAGUACCAGUACCAGUACUACGACUACUACGACAACGCUGAUUACGCUCCGUGCUAAAUCGAAGACCCUGCCGCAAAACCUAUCGCCCUCAGUUGUUUUGCGCGAGGCAGCCGCUUUGGAUGAGCUGGAAAAGAAGCGGGAAAAGUAUCAGGAAAAGCAGGAGAAGCUGCAGGAAAAGCAGCGUCAGCUGUUUGGCGGCAGUACGGUCAGUCAGAUAGUGGGUUCGAGUUCAGGAUCCUCGCCUUAUAAACUGCAAAACAGCUGCUCGGCCACGUCCAUACUGACGCACAGUUUCCCGCCGAAAAACCUCUUUCUACUAAAGUCCACACCAAAACUAUCCGCGGAUAUAGCUGUUGCUCCACCAAAUACCUCGGUUAUUUGCUCGCCCCCAAAGAAAUCCCUCAGUUUCAUCCGAAGAGCCCACUCCACCAAGGUGUCGCGAAGUAACUCCCUGCUGAAACCGAACCAAAGUGGAUUACUGGGAUCGGGAAGUGGUAUUGCAAGUGGACUAUCUGUAAAUCCUUCUUCGGUCAACAUGCAGGGAUCCUCAUCGCUAUCGACUAGCUGUGCCGGAGGAGGAGGAGGAUCGGAUUCGACCAGUAAUAAUGGAAGUUGGGGCAAACACUUUUACCAGCCCUACGAUGUGUGUCCCCUGAGUUUGGACGAGCUCAAUUGCUAUUUCCAGGCCGAUCAUUGCGAGGAACUGAUCUGUGAACGCUUCAAGAUCCGGGAUCUGGCCAUACAUAUGGCAUCCGCAUCCGCAACUGGAGCGGAUCUAUCGGUAACUACCGAGAAUGAGAACGAGACAACGACAACGGCGGCGGAGGACGAUGCGGGACAUCAUUCCGAUACUUCCUAUGAGAAGGCGUGCCGCCGUGGAUCAGCGCCCACUACGCCGAUUUUGGGCAGCAAACAGCACCAGUCGGAGAACAAUGCCACCUCGCGAUUCACCAACUUCUUUUCCAAAAAAUCCAAUCCCCUGAAGCGGACCAAGUCGGUGACCAAAUUGGAGCGUACCAAGCGCGGAUCCGGCGGACUGAGGGGCUCCCGCUCGCACGAGAGUCUGCUGUCCAGUCACGCCGUCAUGUCGACCAUAGAUCUCUCCUGCACUGGGGCGGUGGGCGUGGCGCCGGUGCACCAGUCAGUCCUCGGGCGGCGUCACUGCUUUCAGGUGCGCGGCGGGCCGCGUGGCGAGCGCUACUACUCGUGCGGAUCGCGCCAGGAGCGCGAUCUCUGGAUCUACUCGCUGCGCAAGUCGAUAGCCCCGAAUGCCGAGCACACUCGCCGCACGGACAACUCGCUGAAGAUGUGGGUCUACGAGGCGAAGAAUCUGCCGCCGAAGAAGCGUUACUUUUGCGAACUGCAGCUGGACAAAACGCUCUACGGGCGGACGUCGGUGAAGCUGCAGACGGAUCUGCUCUUCUGGGGCGAGCAUUUCGAUUUCCCCGACAUCCCAGAGAUCAAUGUGAUCACGGUGAACGUUUUUCGGGAGGUGGACAAAAAGAAGAAGCGGGACAAGUAUCAGUUUGUGGGUUCAGUGAAGAUACCCGUUCACGAUGUGACCUCGCGAGUGCCCUGCGAGCAAUGGUAUCCCAUACUCAGCGACAAGGCGGGCGAUAGUCUGGGCAGAACUUCUGGAGGUGGUGGAUCGAGUGGUUCGAAGGACAAGGAGCAACUGCCCACGCUGAGGAUCAAGUGCCGUUUCCAGAGCACCGACAUCCUGCCCAUCAAUGUGUAUGCCAACUUUUUGGCCUAUCUCAAGGAGAACUACAAGAGAGUUUGCGAAACUCUAGAGCCCGUGAUUGGUGUGAAAGCCAAGGAGGAUAUAGGACAGGCACUGGUUCUCCUCAUGCAUGCCCAGGGAUUAGCCGGAGCCUUUCUCACCGAUGUGGUUGCCCUGGAUUUACUACGCGUCGGUGAUCAGCGACUGACUUUUAGGGGCAACUCGCUGGCCACCAAGAGCAUGGAGGCGUUUCUCAAGCUCACCGGCGAGCAGUAUCUGCAGGAUACCCUCUCGGCGCCAAUUAACGAACUCAUCCAAUCGGAAAGGGAUUGCGAGGUGGAUCCCACGAAGGCGAGCGGUUCGUCGGCGGGUUCACUGCAGCGUCAGCAGGCCGCUUUGCGUGGAGCGGUGCGAGGGGCGUGGCAGUGCAUCUUCGAGUCGCACAAGCAUUUUCCCGCCCAGCUGCGUAAUUGUUUUGCCACCUUCCGGGAGCGCCUGCAACAAUUGGGCCGCCAGGAUAUGGCCGACAACCUGAUCUCGGCCAGCAUCUUUCUGCGUUUCCUGUGCCCCGCCAUCCUGUCGCCGUCGCUUUUUAAUAUCACCAGCGAAUUGCCCUCCGCAAGGGCCACUCGCAAUCUCACUUUGGUGGCCAAGACCCUGCAAACGUUGGCCAAUUUCACGAGGUUUCAGGGCAAGGAGAACUUUAUGGAGUUCCUGAAUGAUUUCCUCGAACAGGAGGCCGCUCGCAUGCAGCAGUUUCUGGAGAUUAUAUCGACAAGGCCCGAGCAUCCUGCUCCCGAUUCGAUACUCGAUUGGGCGGGGUACAUUGAUCAGGGCAAGCAGCUCUCCAUUUUGCACAGCCUGCUCAGCGAGAGUCUGGCCAAGCUGCCGGAGGCCAGGCAGCACGAGUUGGAUCCACUGCAGCACAUUCUCGACGAGAUUAGCCGGGCCAAGGAGCAUGGGAAUCUGGGAACAGCUCUGCCUGGAGGAUAUCUGCCGGCCUCCUCCUCGUCGACGCACUCGAUAGCCAGCGAGAAUCAGGAGAAUCGACAGCCGGCCAAUCCGGAUCAGUUGCUGUUGCAGCAGCAGCAAAGUCAGCUGGCCCAGCCGCAGCAUGCGAUUGUCAGCAAGCCUCUGUCGGCGGAGAGGGGCAUUAUGCGGGGAGUUCUGACCCCGAAUUCUUUAGAGAAGAACAUCUUUCGGUACAAUGAUCCCACGGUUAAUGGGGUAUUGCAACAGCAGCAGUUGCAACAGCAGCAGAUGCAGCAACAGCAGUUGCAGCAGCAUCCCCAUCAUCAUUCACAAACCUCCAUUGCGGGAAACCAAUACCUAAGUUCGCCGGGCGGCCUGCAGCAUGCCCAAUCGCAGACCUCGAUGGCCUCCUCCUCGCUCAACGGCAGCAGCAGCAAUUUGUUGCAUCAACAGCAACAGCAACAUGUCCACCCCAUGCAGCAUCCACAUUACUGCCCGCCGGCGCCGCAGACGAGUGCCUCCAGCACCAUGGAGCGAAUGAAUCCGUAUCCUUAUUUAGCGCAUAAUGGCAACGAGUACGAGGCCAGCACGCCAUCGAGCACUCGCAGCAGGACACUGCCACGAAAUGGAAAUGGAAGUGGUCAUCCCAUGGGCAAUAAUAACCAGAGCGGAAGCUACGACGACAUGCACGGCGAGUUCCAGAUACAGAUUUCCGGAUUGGAUACGAGCAGUGCUUUUGUUUGCAAGUCACCCACGCCCAUGAUGAAGUCCAGUUUGGUUGGAGGAGCAAGUCAGGCUGGUGGAGGAGCAAGAGGCCACCACAAGCUGAAUCUAGGAAUACCCGAUCAUUCGGGGGUUUAUGUAAGAGGCGGCUGCCUGAAUCCCAACUCGAAUAUGCCCAAGAACCUGGAGGAUCUUGACGAUCUGUUCAAGUACGCCGAAGAGCACGAUGUGGCGGAGCAUCACCAGCACAGCCAACAGAAUCAUCAGCAGAAUCACCAGCAGCAGCAGAGUCACCUGAAGCCAAAUCCAGGAUUACCACCCGGCAAGGAGCAGCUGUCGGCGAAGAGCAGCCACUGCAGCUCCGGCUACCAGAGCAUCUCCACCAAUCCCUCGCCCUCGCAGUCCUCCAGUCCCGUGGAGAGCCAGCUGAAGGCAGCGAUGGGCAGUCACAAUGCGCCGCUGGCCUUCAAGAAUCCCUCCUACCAGCUGCAGCCGAGUCAGGCGGGCAGAUCAUCGGCACCUAGUAAUCCCCAGCAACAGUUUGGCAGCCGCUUAAAGCCCAUUGGAGGUGGCCUAGUGGCCGCUAGAGCAGCUUUUCUCAACAGCGGUGGCAACCUGGAGACGGCGGCGGCUACACUGACGCCCAGUUCCUCGGACGAACAGCUCUCGGCGGAUAACUAUUUCAGCUAUGCAGCGGCAGCGGCGGCCGGAGCGGGAUUGUCCGGGAAGAUGGAGGCACAGCGCUCGCUCAGCGGCGGCAGCAGCUCCUCCACUUCGGCCUCUGCCGCAUCCACCUCAAAUCUGGGCAAGAAUGGCGGGGGUUCAACGGCCUACGGGCGGCUAAAUGGACCGCUCAAGCGGGAGGAUGUCUACGGGGCAGCUGCAGGACACCAUCAGCAGCAGCAGCAGCAGCAGUUGCAACAGCAGAGGGAUCGGGAACGGGAUCAGGAACUCAAGCAGUAUGCAGGCAGUGUGGCGGGCAGCGUGGGCUCAGCCACUUCGGCGGCCCAGAGGCGACUGAGCUUGGACUCGGCGCGAACGCUUUCCGACAGCAGCACGGAUACGGAAGGACACUGCAAUCAAUUGCAGGAGGGCAAGCGACGCAGGCAGUUGCGCAGCAGCGGCGGCAGCGGCGAGGGAAAGGGCAAUGGCAAUGGCAAUGGCUACGACCAGAACGGGGAGAUCCAGCUGCUGCAGCAGACCCUGGACACGCUCUGCCACACGCUCGACCGCGACGAGGCCGAGCUGCGCGACUCCAGCGACGAGCUGUUCGGAAUCCAGCGGCCAGCGGGCAGCGCCGGCAGCAAUGGCUCGAACAAUCUCAGCCUGCAGUCGGAGUCCACCAUGCGCAGCAUCAUCGACAGCUUCUUUCAAUCCUCCUGCAGACUCAUCACCAUGGAGGAGGAGCUGCGGCGCGAGCAGCUCAAGAUGUCGCUGGCGCUGUCGCACAAGCAGCGCGUGAUCGAGGAGCAGGGCCAGCAGAUAGCGGCCCUGGAUGCGGCCAACAGUCGGCUGCUGAGCGCCCUGACCGCCCUGCGCCAGCGGUACGAGACGCAGCAGCAGCAGCAACAGCAGCAGCAGCACCAAGCACCACCAAAGACCCAGAAGCCACAGUGAUGAGCGGAUGGGGGGCAGGAAUCGAAGGAGGAGGAGG